Molecule: messenger RNA, 2179 nt
Organism: Corythoichthys intestinalis (scribbled pipefish)
Lineage: Eukaryota; Metazoa; Chordata; Actinopteri; Syngnathiformes; Syngnathidae
Product: Fc receptor-like protein 5
Exons: 10
Coding region: 21-1541 (506 amino acids)
Biological process (GO): homophilic cell-cell adhesion; axon guidance; dendrite self-avoidance
Cellular component (GO): axon; plasma membrane
Molecular function (GO): cell-cell adhesion mediator activity
Source: RefSeq, a predicted model, not a curated record
AAAAAAAUGUAUAGAGAUAAAUGUGGAGCAGCAGUGUUAUGAGGAAUCUAUACGCAUUUUUUUUCUUGCCACUUCUGGGUGGAUCAUUGGAUCUUCACCCAGUGCUAAAUGGGCCUGACAUGGCAUACCUUGGUUCGGAAGUAGUUUUUCAAUGCAUGGCGCCCGACUCCUUUCUGCCGGUCACAUAUGAACUCAGAAGAGACGGUCUACUGAUUGACAUGAGAGAACAUCACCAUGAGAAACGGCCUGCAUUCUUCUCACAGAAGGCCACAGCCCAUUCAGAAGGGUUGUACAAUUGUGAGGCAAAGACCGAAGGAAUCACGCAAGUGAGCAACAGCAUUCGAUUAAGUGUAGUCAUUCCACCACGGCAUACCAGGAUAACCACUGACCCCUUCCCUGCAAUCCUUUACGAGGGGUCGAGAUUGGUUUUGAACUGCGAAGUUGCAAGUGGCUCGCACCUCUCCUACACCUGGUUUUUCAACAGGAUGCAAAUUACUUCUUUUACCUCGCAACAGCUGCAUGUUACUGGGAACAAACUUGUAAUAGAAAGAGUCACUCCAAAGCAUGCGGGAUAUUAUUCAUGUAUGGCAUGGUCCAGAGUGCGAGAUGUCCAAAGCAUUUCCAGCAGCUCAGAAGUCAAGGUGGCAGUCAAAGCCUAUCUUUUAAAACCGGAGAUUUCUCUUUCCAUCUUCAAAGAGGGAACCAGUUACCGUGGCAACGUGACCUGCUGGUCAUCCAGAGGAACUCCUCCUGUCAACUUCUCUCUUUUGUUGGAUGACAAGGUGGUGGCUUCUGUUCUAACUUCUGACUCUGCUAGUGCUUGGUUCAGUAUAGACGUGGUUCCUGGGCUGGAUAUGGGCGUGGUUCGAUGUUGCGUGAAUAGUGAAGUGCAGCAAUUGAUGAGUGAACCUCUGACACUGGAAGUGGUUCCAGUUGGAGGUGACGUAAACGUUGAAGUUGAAUAUCUCUACAGCUCGAACUCCAAACCGGCUGCGGCCAGACUGACAUGCCACAUCAGUCGAGGGUCUUUUCCUUUAAUUUCUUGGCUUCAUAAUGACUCCACUCUUCUUUCUGAGACACAAAUGAGCUUACAAAUUCAGAAUAUCUGGCCUCAGUAUGCUCUGAUAGACUGGAAACGUACUCUUAUUCUGGCCAAGCUGCGCCACGAGGAGUCAGGGUAUUACCGAUGCAGGGCCAGGGAUAGCUAUGACGAAUCUGCUGCCUGGCUGGAAAGUGGAGCUGUCCUAAUCCAAGUAAAAGACUGGAUGAUUGACAACAAACCCCAAGAAGCAGUGUCUUCAGCAACAUCAGCAACAACUACGGAGAUCAUCGCAAUAAUUUUCUGCUGCUUUCUCCUCGUCACUUUGGCAGUCAGUAGCUACUGCGUGUACAUGAUGAUUGGCCACAAAAAAGCUCGUCGCCUCAGUUCAUCCCCAAAUGUGUUCAUUUCAGGAUUGUUCCUUCCAGUGCCUCUUCUGAUCGACUGCCUUUUUCUGUACCUGUCUUACCCUUGGAGGCCAAACAGGGUGAUGCGUGCUUAACAGACUGCGGUAUAAACAUUCAGAUGAUGGAGAUCACUGUAUGAAAGUGCACAUUUCUUCAAACACAUUCCCCAUUUCAUUUCAUUUCUGCUCUGUUAAUUAUGAUGUUAUUGUAAUUAACACAUUUUGACCUGAGUUGCUAUAAAGACAUUAAAGCAUUUAUCAACAAAAAAGAUUGAGCAGCAUUACUGUACAUUUGGAAUCUCGGACAAAUGAAUUUGUCAUGCCUUGUGAUGAGUUUUGUUAACAUUUUGCCCUAGUAUGUCUGGUCAUUGUGAUUAUCCAUUGAUUUCACCUGUUGUUGCAAUCUCCUUGUGUCUUGACCAAUCAGCUGCCUCAUGCAUCAACCACCUGUGUCUCAUCGUCUCGUUACUCCAUGUCGGUAUUCAAGUUCCCCAUGUGCUGUCUGUUCUUGUUAGGUCUUCGUCAAUCCAAGUGUCUAUCUGAUGUCUUUCCUCCGUCCAAGCCCUAGUUCCUCUUUAAGUAGGAUUUGAUACCUUUGUUAGUGCCCUGAGUUUUGUUUACUUUGCUGUUUUGGACUUUUGUUUGAGCUUUGUGGGUUUUUAAAAAAAAUUUAUUUAACAUUAUUAAACCAUUUUGGAGUUCACCACCACCACUCGCCUCCCCGUUUUCCUGCU